AUGGCAAGGCCUCGAACUGCUGAAGAUGCACCACCGGUUCAGAUGUCGGCCGCUGAAGCAUCGGGGGGAGACCCAGCUACAGCACUUGCUCAGCAGACCAACCUGGUGGAACGGACUGCUAAGCGGUCUGAUGCUUCGAAACCGCCAGCUAAGCAGUCUAUAGGUCCAGAACCGACUGCUCAUCAGUCCAUCGGUCUGCAGUCGCGUGAUCAGCAAACCAAUGUGUCAGCACUUCCUGCUCAGCAAACCAACGCAUUGCAGCCACGGCUGGAUGGCUCGCCGGUGUGCGCGUGCUUCAAUGCGCGCCGCCGCUGCUCCACCGGCCUCCUAUGUCUCUUCCAGUCAGAUCCGACGGGCACAUCUUCCUACAGCCAUGAGCGACCACCCAACUCCACUCUCGAUCCCCAAAGCCAAAGGCAGAGCCAGCCGCCACCGGCCUAUCAAGUUGAUCUCUCAGGCAGAGACAAGUCGAGGCCCUCUCUGUCUCUCCCCCGUGGCUCCUCCUCGUCGCCGCCACCCAACGCCGGCCGAUUCCGGCAACUCCCGCCACCGCGCAGCACACGCCUGAGCUUGCCUCGCUCCGCCGCGUCCCCCCUCCAGCCAGAUGUGCCGCUCACGGCCAGCCGCAACCCCUCCCCUCCCCUCCCCGUGGCCAGGGCUAGGGGUUCUGUAGCGGUGUCGCCUCCGUUGCCUGCCGGCGCCUACAGCACUCCGGCGCGCGUCCUCUGGCGGAUUCCUCCUCUCCUAUCCUCCGGUGACGGUAACUUAAAAUCGGACCCCCACCACUCUACUCUGCUACUAGCACACAUGGUUGCAACUCUGCUGGUUCUAACUGCUCUUCCAGGAUUAUUAUUUUCUUCUCCUAGUUUAAUUAGAUAUAUCAUGUACUAGUUGGGUUUUAUGUUAACAAAUGCUUGCUGCUUCGCUUGCCUAACUUGAUAUACACUCCCUUCAUUGAUGAUUGAUAUAUUGCAACUGAAAGAAUACAUUUUUGCAGGGGCUUGCUAACCAGAGGGGUCAACUUGGAGCCCCUCUCCGGCUCUCCGCCCCUAGAGGCGAUUAAUCUCAUCUUCUCGUGGU
Messenger RNA from Triticum dicoccoides, 1080 nucleotides. RefSeq names its product proline-rich receptor-like protein kinase PERK9. The record is from RefSeq and is a predicted model, not a curated record. Bases 1 to 891 code for a protein of 296 amino acids. The transcript is spliced from 3 exons. Lineage: Eukaryota; Viridiplantae; Streptophyta; Magnoliopsida; Poales; Poaceae.